AUGCAAGGGUACAUCAAUAAGAUGAUUGCAAACAAUUCCGAACAAUAUGGUGUACCUUCGGACGAGAAUCGAUAUCAUAUAGUGCCUAUGCGAGUGGCCGAUGUUGAUGAUGGUCAUGGAAAUACGAGUGCUCUUUACCUAAUCGGAUUUUGGAAUGGUCAAGCAAUCUACAGAACUACUCAUACAGUAGCUCAUCACAUGGAAGGCAAUCAGCUUGGUCAAUAUGAAAUACACUGGCCACCAGUAUUUCCCGACGUCUGGAUACCGGAAUGCGAAGUUCUACAAAUCGACAUCAGCAUUCGUGACUGGUUCGCACCGGUCAUAUUACCUCCAACGGAUGAUAAUGAUGAUGACCUUGAUGAUAUAGAAGAACAGGACGGAUACGACGACGAAGAAGAAGAACGAGAACAAGAAGAAAUUGAAUCUACAUUAUCCUACCUCAAUUCAGUAGAUCUUGAAUGGGCCACUGUAGAUGCUGAUGAUUGCCAUUAG
This is a messenger RNA of Adineta ricciae, 492 nucleotides long. The record is from the annotation of a GenBank genome assembly. NCBI's taxonomy places the organism in Eukaryota, Metazoa, Rotifera, Eurotatoria, Adinetida, Adinetidae.